Messenger RNA from Symbiodinium sp. CCMP2456, 678 nucleotides. NCBI's taxonomy places the organism in Eukaryota, Dinophyceae, Suessiales, Symbiodiniaceae. The record is from the annotation of a GenBank genome assembly.
AUGACCACCACUACAUUAACCGCUGCUGAGGCAGCUUGGCGGGGUGUGGACCUCAUUGAUGUCCAUGCUCAUCGAGUGCGUGGGCGUGUAGCCGCCGCCCGCCACGACACGCUGGCAGGUUGGCUGGUCUCACCGGAGGGGCGGGCCGCGACGCGCUUGAAUCGCUCGACAAUGCUGCACCAGUGGCACAAAAACGUAUACCACAUCAGCGCUGACAUGCCUUUUCUCACUUUACACGACCAUGAUGUGCGCCUCAACGGCAGUUUCGAGAGCUACCGGAGCAACCUCUUACUGCAUUCGUCGGGCAUGCUCAUUAUGGAGUUUGAAACGUUCACGGUUGAUUUCGUGCCACAAUGGGCCAACCCUGUGUGGGAGCUUUUGGCCAUGAACUUGGAAGCUGAACAUGAUCAAAUUCUUGAAAGCUUGCAUCAAGUUCUUGCGCACAUUCCAGCCGUGAAUGUUUCGUGGGACCUUUUCGCCGAAGAUGCUGCUCCUCUGAGUGCAUGGCAUCGCUGGUGGGCGGCUUGCGGUUCUUUUGUGCUGCAGCAUUGGCCGAUUGCGUGGUAUUUAUUCCGUAUGUUUUGUGACCUUCGGGGAUGUGGGUGUUUCAUCGUCAUGGUCGUGCUUCUGCCAUGCGCAGCGUGGAUAUUUCGAAGCGCUGCAAAACGAGCUGCGUGA